Molecule: messenger RNA, 1688 nt
Organism: Malania oleifera
Lineage: Eukaryota; Viridiplantae; Streptophyta; Magnoliopsida; Santalales; Ximeniaceae
Product: protein POLAR LOCALIZATION DURING ASYMMETRIC DIVISION AND REDISTRIBUTION-like
Exons: 3
Coding region: 300-1421 (373 amino acids)
Biological process (GO): asymmetric cell division
Source: RefSeq, a predicted model, not a curated record
UAUAGCAGAGGGAAUAAGCAGAGGCUGUGGAAGAUUGGAAUGUCAAAAUCUUCGAAAGAACACGCGAGAUUUGAAGCGGUGGCUGGAAGCAUAUUCGAUUAAGCAUUGAAAUUACACCUCUAACCUCACAUGAAAAUUUAUUAUUGUUAAAAAUGUCAAAUUGUUUCAUAGAUUUGAAUUUAACAGUAUGCCGCAGCUGCCGCUCUAGGGCAGAGCAAAUGCCCGUUACAACUCUUCCCUCCAGUUGCUCUGCCAUUUGAGUGCUAUGUUCAGUCUUUCGACGCUACCUUAGGGCCUAAAUGAAGAAGAAUGGGAUCCACAGGAACCACUUGCGGGUGGCCGACGUCCUUAUCAGCACCUCCGACGACGACGGCGGAGGCGGUGGCGAAAUGGGCGGCGAUGCGGCGGCGAAAUCCGAUGGAAGAAGGGGCUACGGAGUUCUUCGGCGAUUCUCGCCGCGGGCGGCUCUGUCUCGGUGGUUGUCGUCUGUGAAGGGGUCCAAGGUCCAGAGCGUUGAGUCGCAGCGUAGGGAAGAGAAAGAGGAGGAGGGGGGUGAAGCCAUUGGAGGGUCGGUGCAUACAGGGUUUUUGAUGAAUGGACCGAAGGACAAUGAACUGUCGUCUUCAAAUUCGGAGGAGUGUGGGGGAGGUUCUGAAGUGAUUCAUGAGUCAGGAAGAUGCAAGCAGGAGACCUGUUUCAACUUGGGUGUUGGAUUUGGUCUGAUUUUUCUCAUUGCUACAAGUAAAAAUGAGCUUAAUAAGAUGAUGGAGUUGCGCACUGAAAUGGAAACUUUUCUUCAAAAUGUCAAAAAGGAAUGGCAAGGGAAAGAUACAUACUCUAAAACGGUUGACUCAAAUGAUAAUUUUUCCUAUUCAACCACUGAGUCCAUAGAAGGCUCAAAUGCUAAUGGCCAUAUGCCACCACAAUAUCAUAUUGAAUCAUCUAUUAAACAAAGCUUAGAAACACCAAUGCUAUGCAAACAGUAUUCGGAAUGUGAUAAACUAGGGGAAGAAGAACAUGUGAAAGGAAUGGACCAGCUUGAGGCAGAGCUUGAAGCUGAGUUGGAACGUUUGGAGCUCCACUUGGACAUAGAAGAUUCAUUAGAACAAUCACAACAACAAAGGAUUGAGGUGGAUAUUGAGGACACUGCUCCUCGAGGAAGCCUUAGCACGACUUUUGGAGAAGCGGUUGACCCUCCAGAGACAAGCAUCAGAAAGCAGUUUGGAGUCUGUCCUAAUGAACUUGAGAGAAGGUUGCAUGAAGUAGUGGAAGCAAGGCAACAAGAAAGGAUAAAAGAGUUAGAAGCUGCGCUAGACUCUGCUAAUCACAUGAUUCGCGAGAAAGAAAUGGAGGCCCUUUGGUGGAAAGAAACAAUGCAGCUUAUUUCUCAGAAAGUUCCAGAAAAUUCCCAGUUUACCUAGCAAUUUUUUUGAAGCUUCCCAUUUUUUUGAGGUGAGCAUUUGAACUUGUACAAAAAGCUGUUGAAAUUAGAAUGUACUAUUGCUUUUAAUUGUUGUAUCAUGUUCUCUUUGGUUAUUUUGCUUGUGGGUGGGGAAGAUAGUUUGCACAGAAACAAAAUGGAAACAAAAUGGGAAAAAGGGAAACAAGAGUACUUGUUUCAUUGAUGACUUCAUGUGUUUGUUUGUACUCAAUGAUUGAUAUUUAUGCUAUUUGCCUUGUUUUAUACA